Symphalangus syndactylus (siamang) is the source of this 2809-nucleotide messenger RNA. It is a transcript of the gene CORO6, whose product is annotated as coronin 6. NCBI's taxonomy places the organism in Eukaryota, Metazoa, Chordata, Mammalia, Primates, Hylobatidae. Gene Ontology annotation, biological process: actin filament organization; cell migration. The record is from RefSeq and is a predicted model, not a curated record. Gene Ontology annotation, molecular function: actin filament binding.
GUCUCUGCCCUAAGUAAGCCCCCAGCCUGCAAUUCUCUGCCCGGCUCCUGUUCCCUCCCCUCCCUUGCAUCUCAGAAGCUCAGAGAAGGGCUCCUCGCUUUGGGAUUGAGGAGGGGAGAAGCUGGAAACUCCAUCCUCCCACCAGAACCUGCAUGAAACCUGAGCUCCCGGACCCCUCUCCUCUCAGCCGGCACCCAGACGCAUCUUCCAGGGUCUGGGGCCUGACACUGGCUCGAGGGCUGGCCCUUUCUCCUUGUGGACCCGCUGGGCGGGGGCUGGGGGCAACCCUCGCGCGUUGCUUAUCUCAGCCGGGUGCCCUGGGAGGGCGGCGGCCCUGGCCUCGCCGGCCUCAGUCUAACCUGGGGUGCGGGUGCGUGGGCCGCGUGCAUGUCUGCGUGGAGCAAGCGCGCCGAGAGCGGUCGGGGCUGGCGCGGGGGCGCUCUAACCCACUAACCCCGCGAGCAGGAGCGAGCCCGGCCUCACGAGGGCGCCCGCCCGCUGCGGGCUGUCUUCACCGCAGACGGGAAGCUGCUCAGCACCGGCUUCAGCAGGAUGAGUGAGCGGCAACUCGCGCUCUGGGACCCGGUAGGCCAGGCCGCGCCGGGCGCGCUAGCUCGCUCCUUCUUUGGGUCCGCCGGGAGCGCCUUCCCGGGCUGUGGCUGGCGCCCAAGAGGCCAGAGCGGAACGGGGACAUCCCAUUCGGGAAAAGCCUUGCUGCGACUCCGGGGAGCCAGCAGACACCCCUGCUCUAGGGAUCGGCCUUUGAGCGCGCUUAAGGGUUCGGGAUCGGCUGAGAGCCGCGUGCCUCCUGCUCUCUCCAGGCCCGGAUGCUCUCCAGGUCAGGGGCCAGCCGUGGCCCCACAGGAAGCUGAGUGCUUAGGCCCUAUUUGUCUCUUCCCCGCAUCCGCUCCUCCACCCCGGACACCCAAGUCAGCAAGCUGGUUGCUCAUCCCUCCAUGCUCCUCAGGGCAGGCAGCUGGGUGAUGUCCCUCCCUGUCUCCCCCUCCCCCCAGGAGAGGUUUGCGGCCCACGAGGGGAUGAGGCCCAUGCGGGCCGUCUUCACGCGCCAGGGCCAUAUCUUCACCACGGGCUUCACCCGCAUGAGCCAGCGAGAGCUGGGCCUGUGGGACCCGGUAACGCAGCUGGAGGCUUGGGGUGUGUGCCCCGGGGACUGGCAUCACGGGAGAGUGGCCAGGCGCCCCCCACCCGCAGGGCAUGCCCACCUGGACAGGACUGAAGGCUGCUGCCACCUCUGCAGCGCCUGCCAUUCUCACACCCACCCCUCUGCCCAGUUUUGCUGCGUCGCGUGAAGGAUCCUGCGCUGGCGCCCCCACCUGGUGAUGCCGAGUCCCUGGGGGUGGUUUGCUGUGACUGCAUGCGGCGCGCAGCGGAACAACUUCGAGGAGCCAGUGGCACUGCAGGAGAUGGACACAAGCAACGGGGUCCUAUUGCCCUUUUACGAUCCCGACUCCAGCAUCGUCUACCUGUGUGGCAAGGGCGACAGCAGCAUUCGGUACUUUGAGAUUACCGACGAGCCGCCUUUCGUGCACUACCUGAACACGUUCAGCAGCAAAGAGCCGCAGCGGGGCAUGGGUUUCAUGCCCAAAAGGGGACUGGAUGUCAGCAAGUGUGAGAUCGCCCGGUUCUACAAGCUACACGAAAGAAAGUGUGAACCUAUCAUCAUGACUGUGCCCCGCAAGUCAGACCUGUUCCAGGACGAUCUGUACCCGGAUACGCCGGGCCCGGAGCCGGCCCUAGAAGCGGACGAAUGGCUAUCCGGCCAGGACGCCGAACCCGUGCUCAUUUCGCUGAGGGACGGCUACGUGCCCCCUAAGCACCGCGAGCUCCGGGUCACGAAGCGCAACAUCCUGGACGUGCGCCCGCCCUCUGGCCCCCGCCGCAGCCAGUCGGCCAGCGACGCCCCCUUGUCGCAGCACACCCUGGAGACGCUGCUGGAAGAGAUCAAGGCCCUCCGCGAGCGGGUGCAGGCCCAGGAGCAGCGCAUCACGGCUCUGGAGAACAUGCUGUGCGAGCUGGUGGACUGCACGGACUAGCCCCGCGCGCCCGGCUGGCGGAGCGGGGCGGGGCGCACAAGCUCGGCCCCGCCCCGGCUUUUAGUCCCGAUCUCCGGACCCCGCCUUCUUGGGCUGGGGCCGGGGUCCGGACUGGGAAGGGAACUCCGCCCCUCGCGGGAGACCAGAACUCUUGGAGCUUAGGGGAGACCCACGUCGGUCCGGCGGAGGCUGGACUGCGAGCCUCGUCUGGGACUCGGCUGGAGCUGGCCUGGGGAGGCCUGGGGUAACCUGGGGGGCUCAGCAAUGGUGCUGCACGGCGAGGUGGUGUCCCCCUUUGUCCUCCGCCCAGGGCAGGGAAAGUGCUUAGUAUUAGCGCGAUGCUUGGGGAUGUUGGAGCCUGAGCUUGACCUCAAACGGGUGGCGAUUUCAUGGGUCCCCCCAGGCUGGGGAAAAUGACAGCGCUUCUCCUAAUCAGCUCACUGGAUUCCAUCACCCUGAGCGGUAAACCAGACGGGCGUCACCCCAGUUCUGCAGACACAUACACAACCCGUUUGCUGCAGAGCCGAACCCAGUGGCUACACCCACAGCUGUCUGUGGUAGAGAGCUCUCUUCCUUCUUUCCACCGACAGGGGCGAGGGCUGCUUCCUCGCGGCAGCCCCCGCGAAGAAAUCUCGAGAGAUCUGGCAUGAGGAAUUAGGUUCAUCACAAAUACACACACGCUGCCCCCAACCCUCGGCCGUUGCCUCUCUCAGAAAAACAAGACGUACUGAAUGAAACAUUUUACUAAGCGUUCA